Zymoseptoria tritici IPO323 is the source of this 2931-nucleotide messenger RNA. RefSeq lists its product as uncharacterized. The transcript has 4 exons. The record is from RefSeq and is a predicted model, not a curated record. Bases 1 to 2931 code for a protein of 976 amino acids. Lineage: Eukaryota; Fungi; Ascomycota; Dothideomycetes; Mycosphaerellales; Mycosphaerellaceae.
AUGCCACAACGAGAGGACAUUACCACACCACAGCUCGAACGUGGCGAUGGGUUCUCAUUUUCGCCUUCGCCCGCUCGAGACGCUCUGCAAGAUAACACCCUGUCUUUGACUCACAAGAAGUCGUGGUUCGGCAGCGCUCGUGAGACUUUGUCCCGCGGCGCCUUGUCUGCAAAGGGAUAUAUCGACGCACUGCGUGGGGAGACUUCCAGCCGAGCAGGCGAUGACAGCAUUUUCGAAGACCGUACCGAUGCCAUCCUCGCCGAAGAAGAUUCCGUCGGCGACAGUGCACAGGACACGAGCUCCCUCACGCCGCUCCGCCCUUGCAGCGACCGCCAACGCAGCUUCACGCCCAAGACCGCAAUGACUUCGCUCCGCCACCACGUCCAUAUGAGCUCCAGAUCCCGUCAGAAGCGCGGUGCUUUGGCCGAAAUCACGGGAAAUGAAGUCCAGUCCAAGUAUGGAGGUGCCGGAGCAGAAAACUUCGAUCUGGAAGGUCAGGAUAGCGAGGACACCUCUCGGAAAGGCGAAAGCAACGAUCUACCAGCCAAAGGCCACGGACGCAAGUCGAGUCUGGGCAAGAGUCUAGUUGGAAGCAUUCGACGCAUGACAACCUCACCUCGCAGUGGCUCGCCAGCCAGAAUGAGCCGUCCCUCGCCCACGAAAGCGGCUGCUGAGGUGCCGCUUCCGUCGUCACCGAUCAACAUUCCUGCUCCAUCUCUGUCUCUCGAUCUUGAGCAUGGUGCAUUGAUGCCGUCGAACUUUGGACAAUCGCCGCCCGAAACGCGCGCAGAUGGAUUGAUCGGGCUCGCGACUCCAGGCAACGCAACUACAAUCAAAUCUCCGACCUUUUACAUUUGUGUGGCGACUGAAGGACCACUCAACAAUGUCAGCUCCACAAUGCGGAAGCCAGUAUCGCCCUUUGCAGACUUCCUAGCGGACGAGUCUGGUAUUGUCCCGCAGGAUCAUGUACCUACCACUCCGAUGCCUGGAUCCACGUUCAACUUCGAGUUGGAUGGAGCGAAGAUGGAGGCGACGUCCGAGCUCUUCGAGAGAAGCGUCGAUCGGGCGGGAAAGAAGACCGCGAAAUCUUUGAAAAGGAUGAUCUCACUCGACGGCAUAGCCAAGCAGGGCAACGGCAAUUCCGUCGAGACAACAGAUUCCGUUGGUCCUGGUCUCCUAGGACCAGGAGUGCCAAAAGAACUCCGGCAUGAGAGCUCGUUAACCACGAUCGAGUCUUGUCCUACCGACAUGCCCAACCUCACUCGUCAGUUGGCCCGACUGCAAGAUCCCGAAGCCGGCCACCGCGAUCCGAAAGAUGGCGAGUGGAAAAGCGACGAUCCUUUCGCCCCAGGAAAUGUGAUUGGUGAUGUUGGACGGUCUCCCUCGUCGGAUAGAGACAUCAAGCUGCCAUUUCGUCCCAAGAUCAUGGUACAUGCUGUGGACUCGCUUGAGCCUCGCACUGUGAGUGACGAGCCGACUGUGCUCAACACUUCGACCGAGGUUGAGGACGUUGCUGUCUAUCAGCUGUCCAAAGAGUGUGUAUCCCACAAGCAUGUCGAAGAUGCGGACGACUGCAAACCAUGGCCUGUUUAUCGAUCAGUAGCAGAGGAGCUCCACGUGCUGAAAUCGCGCACCAACUUUCGGGACUCUGAGCUGUCCGGAUCAGGCGACUAUGACGACUUCAACAUCAGACAUAUGUUCCCGGCUCUCAUUGAUCUCGACGAUGUUGCAGUGUACGAUGAUGCUCGGUCCGACGGUGUUAAGACUGAGCCUCUUUCAGGCGUUGACACGGAAGACUCGUCACGGUCGCCUGUGCAGCUGAUGUCUAACGUCUACAAGCGGAUUUCCACCUCGCAAACUCCCAGUCCAGGUCGCAGUCGUGCUAGUACCACUCACUCGACGGAUGUUGGAGACGUGUUUUGGAACUUCGCGGUGAGAGACUGGGUACAGGCUGGCCCCGAAGGACACUGCAUGAUCUCGAAUGAGGGUCCAUCCCCUAACCAGGCCAUUGCAGAGAGGAGCCAGAGAUCUUCAGACCAGAGCCAAUUUGACCGAACAACGCCAGACGUGAGUCCUUCCGUCAGCAGUCCUGGUAUAGGCAGCCGCCUGGAACACGACCUGAAGAGAUCAAACCGCAACAUGCGAUACAACGCUUUGUUCGACUCGCAUUCAACUCCGCGACACGAGUUCGACGCCGAUGCGUCCGAAGUCAUCCAGCCGCUUCGCCCAAAUCUCCAGCUGGUCACAGGCAACCUUGCGAAUGGCAGCAAGUCGAGCAUUUCCUUGAUCGGCUACGUGCCCAACAACUCUUCCGAAUCGGACCUUGGCAGCAAAGGAGACGAGGCUUCUGAUCGCUGCGAGCGGCGAAACGACUCUCUCACGCAAACGUCUGAAGAGCUUGAGAAGAGCUUGCAGCAGGCGAUUGCAGAGCACUACGUCUUCCAGGUCGCCAUGGCGGGCAUGGGUACGGGCGAGCAGUACGAAGACCUGCCUGAUUUACCGACAUCUGCAUCGACAGCAGCCGUGGGAUCCGAAUUUCAUUGCCGCCUCGAAGGAUAUGAGAGUCUGCCGAGCAGCGCUAUCUCCCCUGAAGAAGCGCAAUGCAAGAGCGAUGUCGGUCUUCUCGAGCAAGGCUACAAUGAUGAAGACGAGGACGUGAUCCACGAUUCCGACUUCCAGCUCACCAACAAAGGCCAGCCGAAGGAAGUUGACACUCUCGACGAAGCGCUGGAAAUGUUCCGAACCUACAGCCAUUCGCAGCAGGAGCUUCAUGAACAGUACAUGGCUUCUGAGAACGGAGCAAAUGAGGACGCCAUUUCGCCGGUUCGUGAGGGAUCCUGCGAGGCGGCUUCCUCUCCGAGCACACCGAGUUCUGUUGGGAAGAAUCGACUUCCGGCGAUAUACCACAGUCAGAGAGGAAGGAAGAAUUGA